UCAGGAUUUCCAGCAGCAGCUUCUUCCUCCGACAGUCUCUGGCCUGGCUGGGGUCAGAGUUGAGGAACGGAAUCCAGGAAUCCAGCCGGGCCCUGCGUAGGCCUCCACCCUGGGGUCAGGAAGCCUGGAGGAUGAGGCCCUUCAGCCCUGAGGUUUCCCUAGACCGGCUCCAUACCAUGACAGCCCAGCUGUUUUGCAUCUGCAACCUCUUCCUGACAUCACUCGUCAUGGCCCAAGGCUCCAGGGGUCCUGUGGUACCUAACCAGCCCUUCGCCACCAUCUGGAACGCAAACACCCAGUCGUGUCUGAAGCAUGGCGUGGAUGUGGAUGUCAGUGUCUUUGAUGUGCUAGUCAACCCAGGGCAGACCUCCCAUGGCCCUGAUGUGACACUUUUCUAUAGUUCCCAGCUGGGUACCUACCCCUAUUACACGCCUGCUGGAGAGCCUGUGUUUGGAGGCCUGCCCCAGAAUGCCAGCCUGGAUGCCCACCUGACCCGCACAUUCCAGGACAUCCAGGCUGCCAUGCCUGCACCUGACUUCUCGGGGCUGGCAGUCAUCGACUGGGAGGCAUGGCGCCCACGCUGGGCCUUCAACUGGGACACCAAAGACAUUUACAGGCAGCGCUCAGAGGCACUGGUACAGGCACAGCACCCUGAUUGGCCAGCUUCUUGGGUGAAGAAGGCAGCCCGGGAGCAGUUCGAGAGGGCUGCGCAGGCCUGGAUGGCAGGCACCCUCCAGUUGGGGUGGGCACUGCGUCCUCUUGGCCUCUGGGGCUUCUAUGACUUCCCUGACUGCUACAACAAUGACUUUUCAAGCUCCAACUACACCGGCCUAUGCCCACCAGACAUCAGUGAGGAGAACGACCAGCUAGGAUGGCUGUGGCGCCACAGCUAUGCCCUCUAUCCCAGCAUCUAUGUGCCUCCAGCACUGGAGGGCACAGGGAAGACACAGAUGUAUGUGCGACACCGUGUUGGUGAGGCACUCCGUGUGGCUGUGGCUGCCAGGGACCCCAAUCUGCCGGUGCUACCCUAUGCUCAGAUCUUCUAUGACAUGACGAACCGCUUUCUGCCCGUGGAGGAGCUGGAGCACAGCCUGGGGGAGAGUGCGGCCCAGGGGGCAGCAGGAGUGGUGCUCUGGGUGAGCUGGGAAAAUACAAGAACCAAGGAAUCGUGCCAGGCCAUCAAGGAGUACGUGGACACCACACUGGGACCCUUCAUCCUGAACGUGACCAGUGGGGCUCGUCUCUGCAGUCAAGCUCUGUGUUCCGGCCAUGGCCGCUGUGCCCGCCGCCCCAGCCACCCUGAGGCCCUCCUCAUGCUCAACCCUGCCAGUUUCUCCAUCCAGCUCACUCCCAGUGGCAGAUCCCUGACCCUGCAGGGUGCCCUCUCACUUGAGGAUCGGGCACAGAUGGCUACAGAGUUUAAAUGUCACUGCUACAGUGGCUGGCGGGGACCACAGUGUGAGCAGCAGAGCAUGGGGUGAUUGGCCACACACUGGGUUGCACACAUCAAGCACUAAAUGCACUUUGGGCCUUG
Molecule: messenger RNA, 1534 nt
Organism: Microcebus murinus (gray mouse lemur)
Lineage: Eukaryota; Metazoa; Chordata; Mammalia; Primates; Cheirogaleidae
Gene: HYAL1
Product: hyaluronidase 1
Biological process (GO): carbohydrate metabolic process; hyaluronan catabolic process
Cellular component (GO): cytoplasmic vesicle
Molecular function (GO): hyalurononglucosaminidase activity
Source: RefSeq, a predicted model, not a curated record